Messenger RNA from Sebastes umbrosus (honeycomb rockfish), 1625 nucleotides. It is a transcript of the gene ncf1, whose product is annotated as neutrophil cytosolic factor 1. NCBI's taxonomy places the organism in Eukaryota, Metazoa, Chordata, Actinopteri, Perciformes, Sebastidae. Gene Ontology annotation, molecular function: phosphatidylinositol binding; protein binding; superoxide-generating NADPH oxidase activator activity. Gene Ontology annotation, cellular component: cytoplasm; NADPH oxidase complex. The record is from RefSeq and is a predicted model, not a curated record. The transcript is spliced from 11 exons. Gene Ontology annotation, biological process: respiratory burst; superoxide anion generation. Bases 72 to 1334 code for a protein of 420 amino acids.
CACACAUAGAGAGAGUAUAUAAGCCUGGUCUGUUGUCUGGUAUCACAUUCGUCAGUCCGGUGUAUCUCAGCAUGGAGGAGACCUACGUCAGGCAUGUGGAGCUGUUGGGCUUUGAAAAGCGUUCGUACCCGAGUCAGCACUUCGUUUACAUGCUGAUGGUGAAAUGGAGCGACCUCUCCGAGAAGCUCAUCUACAGGACGUAUCCUGAGAUGUACGUCUUCCACAAAUCGCUGAAGGAGAUGUUUCCCAUCGAGGCGGGUGAAAUAGAAAAGAAGGACAGAAUCAUCCCGUCAUUACCAGCGCCGCGGUGGCUGUACAGCGAGAAGUCACCAGAAACCAGGCAGACCACCUUGACGGAGUACUGCCACUCGCUCAUCAACCUGCCGCCUCACAUCUCCCGCAGCAAACACCUCUCCAGCUUCCUCAGGGUUCGACCCGAAGACGAGAACCCACCUGCCGCAAACCCAAUGAAAAGAAACGAGACGUUUGUGGUGUCCAGGGAGUUGGCCAGAGGCAACGUAUCCGAGAUUUCCAGCCCCAUCAUAUUGGACACCUACAGCGUGAUCGCAGACUUCACCAAGACGUCCAAACACGAGAUCAAUCUGCACGCCGGAGACCUGGUGGAAAUUGUGGAGAAAAAUCAGAACGGUUGGUGGUUCUGCCAGUGUGAGUCUAAACGAGGCUGGAUUCCUGCGUCCUACUUGGAGCCCCUGGAUGGACCGGAGGAGGCCGAGGACGCCGACCCAGACUACGAAGGAGAGCUGCACAUCACCAUCACAGCCUACAAGGCGGAGCAGGAGGACGAGAUGUCUCUGGAGGUCGGUGAAACCGUCGCUGUCAUUCACAAGCUGCUGGACGGCUGGUGGGUCAUCAGGAAAGGAGAUGAGACCGGUCAUUUCCCCUCCAUGUACCUGCACAAGGCCGGCAAGAAAGAGCUAUAUGAAGCCGAGAGGACGAAGCUGCAGGGAAAGAAACCACCACCUCGCAGAUCCACCAUCCGAAAUGCCAAGAGCAUCCACAAAAAGGCUCGCCAGCAGCUCAGCCAGGACGCCUACCGCAGGAACAGCCGCCGGUACCUCCAGCAGAAAGGCGUUCCGCAAAAGAACUCCAAGAACCCUGCAAAGUCACCGCUGAGGGAGAUGAAGAACCAGGACAACAUUCCUGAGGUGUCCAGCUCCAGUUCGGAGAGCGAGUCGAAGAAGGAGGCUCCAAUCAUCCCCCCUCGGCCCAGUCCGGAGCUCAUCCUGGAGCGCUGCAGCGACAACACCCGCAAGAAAGUCAGCAUCCACGGGUCACGCACCAGUUCCAGCUCCAGCACCAGCUCCACGUCCUAGCACCGGGACUCUCCGCACUGUAUGUUGUAAAAGGCGCAACGAAAUACUUGAAGAGCUUUUUAUUGUUUCUAUUGUUUGAGUAAACAUUUUGGGAAAAUAAGUUAUGUUGCAUUACAUUACAAUAAAUUAUAUGUUGUUUGGGAAAAUUGUGACUUUAAAUAAUAACUGAUAACUUAUUUUAUAUUUUUCUUAUAGUCAAAAAAUCCUUUGAAAAGACCAAAACCAAUAAUGUGUUAGUUCAAGUUUUUUUCUCGUACAUUUAUUAUUUUAUUACCUCAGAGAAUAUUUAAG